AUGCAAUUUCAAAACAGAAAGGAUGAGGACAGUUCACGCAGUAAUCCUACCCUCUCGUCAGAAGUCAGUGGGGCGUCACUUCAGAUGUCCGCUAUCCACGAUAGCCUUCGGACAAUUACCGGUAAAUUGGACAGUAUAAACAUUUUGCAACAAUCUGUAAAUAACAUGAACAGAGAUCUAUGGGAUGAAGAUGGCCUAGACGAUCGUAUUAAAUACAUUGGCCAACAGCACGAGGAUAAUGUUGGAGAAAUUGAAACUUUGAGAUUGGAAAAUAAUUAUUUGCGAAAAGAACUCGAGGUCUUAAAAUCUAUCGUAAUCAAUCUAGAUAGAAGGGUCAGCCACCAGGAGAAUGAAAUAGUGGACCUUAGAGGUAGAUCCAUGAGGGACAAUAUCCUUGUGCAUAACUUAGCUGAGGAAGAGCAGGAAGAUCUAAGUACAAAAGUGAGUGAGCUGAUCAAAGAGCAUUUAAAUUUGGAUGUUAGCUUUAUUAGGAUUCACAGAAACGGUCAGAGAUCAACGGGAAACUCUAGGCCUAGGUCAAUUACGGGGAAAUUAUAUAAUUAUAAUGACAAAGAUCUUAUUCUCCAAGCGAUGCGCCAAAAGAGGGAAGAUGGCACCACUGACAACAUGCCGUUUUAUAUCACACCGCAGACUCCUCUGCAAAUUAAUGAAAAUAAAAAGAAACUGCAAGAGAUGAAUGCUAAGUAUAGAGAGGAAAAUGUGAAAACAAAGAUUGUGGGGAACAAGCUCGUAUUCCCGAAUGGAUCUGUGUACCGGGAUAAGGUUCUACUACCAAGAGCCGAGGACCUCCUGAUGCUCGACAGAGAAGAAAUUGAGAAACUAGAAGAAGUUGAGGUUAAUAAGAGUAAUACGGUUACAGAGGAUGGGAAUGUCUUUACAUCGUUGGUUGUAGAAAUUCAAACCUAUGCACAAGUUAGGAACUUGUACAAAAACGUCUUGCGCAAUCCAGAUUAUGCUUGUGCUAAUCAUAACAUUUUAGUGUAUAGGUUCAAAGAUGCACAGGGCCGAGUUCACGAUGGUCACUGUGACAACGGGGAGUAUGGAGCCGGGCGUCGAAUGCUAAAGGUACUUGUUAAUGCGGAAGUAUGA
This is a messenger RNA of Saccostrea echinata, 1110 nucleotides long. RefSeq lists its product as uncharacterized. The record is from RefSeq and is a predicted model, not a curated record. Lineage: Eukaryota; Metazoa; Mollusca; Bivalvia; Ostreida; Ostreidae. The coding region runs from base 1 to 1110 and encodes 369 amino acids. The transcript has a single exon.